Molecule: messenger RNA, 2791 nt
Organism: Scleropages formosus (Asian bonytongue)
Lineage: Eukaryota; Metazoa; Chordata; Actinopteri; Osteoglossiformes; Osteoglossidae
Gene: tars1
Product: threonyl-tRNA synthetase 1
Exons: 19
Coding region: 125-2299 (724 amino acids)
Biological process (GO): threonyl-tRNA aminoacylation
Cellular component (GO): mitochondrion; cytoplasm
Molecular function (GO): threonine-tRNA ligase activity; ATP binding
Source: RefSeq, a predicted model, not a curated record
UGUUGAGGAAGUGGAUGUGUAACAUCCGGGUGGCACGCAGUCGCCGGCAAGGUGGUCUGUCACGUUGAAAUUCCUUCGGCUUUUUUUUUUUGCUUAAAACAACAACAUAUUUUUGUAAGAAGUCAUGGAGGAAGAGAAAGUGGACGAGCAGAUGAAGGAAUUACACGUUAAAGAGGCGAGAAAGGGUGGAGCUGAUGGGGACAAAAGCAAUAAGGAGGGUGGAAAGAAGAAGAUCAAGGGAGGAGAUGCAGCAGGACGGUCUGAGCUGAAUCCUCUGCCCCAGUACAUCGAGGAGCGAUUGUCUCUUUACGCCAAGCUGAAGGAGGAGAACGAUGCCUUGGCGGCAGAGAGAGCGGCGAAGGAGAACAAGCCUAUCAAAGUCACACUGCCUGAUGGGAAGGUGGUGGAUGCAGAGUCAUGGAGAACCACCCCGUACCAGAUUGCAUGUGGGAUAAGUCAAGGCCUAGCAGACAACACUGUGGUGGCCAAAGUCAACCAUGACGUGUGGGACCUGGACCGCCCGCUGGAGGAAGACUGCCGUCUACAGCUGCUCAAAUUUGAUGACGAAGAGGCGCAAGCGGUAUACUGGCACUCCAGCGCCCACAUUUUGGGCGAAGCCAUGGAGCGUGUGUAUGGCGGCUGUCUGUGUUACGGGCCCCCCAUCGAGAAUGGCUUUUAUUACGACAUGUUCCUUGACGAUGAGGGAGUGUCAAGUAAUGAUUUCCCUUGUUUGGAAAACUUGUGCAAGAAGAUCGUGAAGGAGAAGCAGCCCUUUGAGAGGCUUGAAGUCAAGAAGGAAACUCUUCUGGAAAUGUUUAAAUACAACAAGUUCAAGUGCCGCAUUUUGAAUGAGAAAGUUACUACACCAACAACCACAGUUUACAGGUGUGGUCCUUUGAUUGACCUGUGUAGAGGACCUCAUGUGAGGCACACUGGCAAGAUCAAGUCCUUGAAGAUCCACAAGAACUCCUCCACAUACUGGGAAGGGAAGGCUGACAUGGAGACGCUGCAGAGGAUCUAUGGGAUUUCUUUUCCUGAUCCCAAGAUGCUGAAAGAGUGGGAGAAACUCCAGGAAGAAGCCAAGAACCGUGAUCAUCGCAAACUGGGACGGGAGCAGGAGCUGUUCUUCUUCCACGAGCUCAGCCCUGGGAGCUGUUUCUUCCUGCCCAAGGGAGCGUACAUCUACAGCACCCUCAUUGGGUUUAUCAAGAGUGAAUACAAGAAGAGAGGCUUCCAGGAAGUGGUGACCCCCAACAUCUACAACAGCAAACUAUGGCAGACUUCCGGCCACUGGCAGCAUUAUAGCGAGAACAUGUUUUCAUUCGAGGUGGAGAAGGAGAUCUUUGCCCUCAAGCCCAUGAACUGCCCAGGACACUGCCUGAUGUUCGACCACAGGCCACGCUCCUGGCGGGAGCUACCCCUACGGCUCGCCGACUUCGGCGUCCUGCACCGCAACGAGCUGUCGGGUGCGCUGACUGGCCUGACCCGCGUGCGUCGUUUCCAGCAGGACGACGCACAUAUCUUCUGCUCCAUGGACCAGAUUGAAGAGGAGAUUAAGGGCUGCCUGGACUUCUUGCGGACAGUCUACAAUGUGUUUGGAUUCACCUUCAAGCUCAACCUCUCCACUAGGCCUGAGAAGUUCCUGGGGGAGCCAGAGGUGUGGGACCAGGCAGAGAAGCAACUGGAGAGGAGUCUAAGUGAAUUUGGGGAGAAGUGGGUGCUGAAUCCAGGGGAUGGAGCUUUUUAUGGGCCAAAGAUUGACAUUCAGAUCAAGGACGCUAUCGGAAGGUACCACCAGUGUGCUACGAUACAGCUGGACUUCCAACUUCCGAUACGAUUCAAUCUCACCUUUGUUAGCCAUGACGGGGACGACAAAAAGAGACCUGUGAUCAUCCACAGGGCCAUUCUUGGUUCUGUAGAAAGAAUGAUUGCCAUCCUCACUGAAAACUAUGGGGGAAAAUGGCCUCUGUGGCUGUCACCACGCCAAGUGAUGGUGGUCCCCGUGGGCCCCACCUGUGAGGAAUAUGCUCAGAGGGUCCAGCAGGAGUUCCACAGGGGUGGGCUGAUGGCUGAUGUUGACUUGGACCCAGGCUGUACCCUUAACAAGAAGAUCAGGAAUGCCCAGCUGGCCCAGUACAACUUCAUUCUUGUGGUGGGGGAGAAGGAGAAGAACAGCGACACGGUGAACGUGCGCACGCGGGACAACAAGGUGCAUGGUGAGCGAGGCCUCAGCGAUUGUCUGCAGCGGCUGCGGCACUUGAAGGCCACGCGCAGCCACCACGCGGAGGAGGAAUUCUGAGUCCUGAGGAGCCUCCAAGCCCAGCAGGGCAGCGUCACCCAGGGAUAAAAGCGCUUCCACCCAGGAGGACUUGAGUGUACAAGAGCCACUUAUUCUUGGUCUUACUCACAGUCAUUUUGUUCACCAUUUUUCUCGUCUGGGGGACGUAAAAUAUGAAGUGUAACUGUGCUGUAAUUACGUCUAUAUUGAAGCUCUUGAACUUAUCAUCCCGUCCAGGUUGUAGCCUUUUUCAUGCCCUGUGACUCUGUGAUAGGCUCCAGACCAGCGCAGCCCUGUACUGGAAAAGCAGUUAAUGAUGGUUGUCUUUUUUUGUGAUCUAAUUGAUUUGUUCAUUUCUGAUGUCCAACACUGUUACUUUAAGUAAUUUUUUUUUCCUUAAGCAACAAUGACAAUUUUUUAAAUUCUCUCCAUCUUAAACAUGUUUUCCAAAAGAUUUUGGUGGUUAAAAGGGUCUGUUUUCAUUACCUAAAGAUGUACAAGAGUAAUAACGAA